CCGCCAGCCGCAGCCCAUGGCAUGUGGCCCAGAUGAAACGGAGAGAGGCAUCUCUCUCCCGAUUAAAACCAACAACAACAACGGCAAGUCGGCAGCAAAGCAGACAAGAGAAGGAAAUCUACCUCCCUCCUCCCCUCCCCUCCCCUCCGGCAUCCACCCGCUCUCCGGCGCGCCGCCAGAUCGGGCCAGAAGAGGAGGGCGGGCACCUACCUUACCCCUCUCCUCCCCGGCGGCAGCCUGCGCUCGGUCGCCGCGGCGUGUGCGUUUGGCGGUUCGGGAGUCGGGCGGUCCGGCGCCGCGCGCGGGAGGGCAGGGGUCCGUCCGGUCUCCGGAACCGUCUUGGAGGGCAGAUCGGCCCGUCCGGCAACCGGUAAUGCAGCGGAGCAAGAGUUCGGCGGAGGUGGACUUCUUCACGGAGUAUGGCGACGCCAACCGGUACAAGAUCCAGGAGGUCAUUGGCAAGGGGAGCUAUGGGGUCGUCUGCUCUGCCCUUGAUCUGCAGACCAGGCAGAAAGUGGCGAUCAAGAAGAUACACAAUAUUUUCGAGCAUACCUCCGACGCCGCACGGAUUCUCCGUGAGAUCAAGCUUCUGAGGCUCUUACGGCAUCCCGACGUCGUGGAGAUCAAGCACAUUAUGUUGCCUCCCUCGAGGAAGGACUUCAAAGACAUCUAUGUUGUUUUUGAGCUCAUGGAGUCUGAUCUCCACCAAGUUAUCAAGGCCAAUGAUGACUUGACAAAAGAGCAUUACCAGUUCUUUCUCUACCAACUACUCCGAGCCCUCAAAUACAUUCAUACUGCUAGUGUUUACCAUCGUGACCUGAAGCCCAAGAAUAUUUUAGCAAAUUCUAACUGCAAACUGAAGAUAUGUGAUUUUGGACUAGCACGAGUUGCAUUCAAUGAUACCCCAACAACUGUCUUCUGGACGGAUUACGUCGCGACAAGAUGGUAUAGAGCUCCAGAACUCUGUGGUUCCUUUUUCACAAAGUAUACACCUGCCAUUGAUAUUUGGAGCAUUGGGUGCAUUUUUGCUGAGGUGCUGACAGGAAAGCCUUUGUUUCCUGGUAAAAAUGUUGUCCAUCAGUUAGACUUGAUGACUGAUCUUCUAGGCACACCUUCUAUGGAUACAAUUUCUCGGGUCCGAAAUGAGAAAGCAAGAAGGUACUUGACCAGUAUGAGAAAGAAAGACCCGGUCCCAUUUUCUCAGAAGUUUCCUAACGCAGAUCCAUUGGGAGUAAAACUCUUGGAGAAGCUAUUAGCCUUUGAUCCAAAGGACCGUCCAACUGCGGAAGAGGCAUUGACUGAUCCAUACUUUAGAGGCCUUUCCAAGCCAGAGAGAGAACCAUCCUGUCAGCCAAUUAGAAAAAUGGAGUUUGACUUUGAGCACAGCAGGGUGUCAAAGGAUGAUAUAAGGGAGCUGAUAUUCCAGGAGAUAUUGGAAUAUCAUCCGCAAUUGCUGAAGAGCUACAUAGAUGGCACAGAGAGGACCACCUUCCUCUACCCAAGUGCUGUUGAUCAUUUUAAGAAGCAGUUCUCUCAUCUCGAAGAAAGUGAUGGCAGCGGCCCUGUAGUCCCAGCAGAUAGAAAACAUGCAUCUCUUCCUAGGUCAACUAUUGUUCACUCGACUCCAAUUCCUGCGAAGGACACUCGGCCACUCUUUGGCAAGCCUUGCAGCAAAACUUCCUCAGAGACAGGGAGGUAUGCUGGGAACGGUCACGGUGCUUCUCAGGCUUCACACGCGGCACAAGCAGUGGUUUCACGGAGAGCUGCUGGUUCAGCGUUACCUUACGAAGGUGGAAGCGGUAAACACCCUUACGACGUGGCAAGCAGGCCGGCGAUGAGCACAGGAUGCCCUCCUCAGCAGCAGAUCCCACAAAUGUAUGGGCAAUAUCAGCAUCAAGCGCCUGCUGGCGCUGGUGCUGGUGCUGGUGCUGGGAUACCACAGGCCAUGGGGGGCUAUGCUUGUGGGGGUUACGCCAAAGGCACGGCGCCUGCUCCGGCCAUGAGAGCACCCACCUACCGACAUGUUCCGGCGGGGCAGAAGAACGGUCGUCUGGACAGACUGGCGGUGGAGACCACCGACAUAUACACACGGUCGCUCAACGGCAUCGUCGCCGCUGCCGCGGCAUCGGCAGGCACCGCCAGCGCCCACAGGAAGGUCGGCACCGUCCCGUUUGGCAUGCCGACGACUUACUAGCGGCUAUGAAGACGGCAGCGCCGCGUCUCCAGACUCGUUGAUCGGAACGGUAGCAACCGGAGGCAUUGGCCUGAAAUAAGUUGGCGGAUGAGGAUCGUCUGGACGACGACGAAGGCAUACAUAGAUGAAUAUGAAAACCUCUCUAGGCUACACAAAAAAGACGGAGGGUUUGGCCAGAUGAGCUGUUUAUUUAGGUGGGAAUGAAAAUUAAUUAGCUGGUUAGCGGCUGGAGGCAGGUCAACUCAACACAGAAAUGAAGUCUGUAAUGUGCUACUGUACUAUCCAACAGGCUAAUUAAUCAAUUAAUUAAAGGGAUGAUGGUCCAUUGAUCAUCAUCAUAUGAUUCAUUCA
Molecule: messenger RNA, 2545 nt
Organism: Hordeum vulgare subsp. vulgare (domesticated barley)
Lineage: Eukaryota; Viridiplantae; Streptophyta; Magnoliopsida; Poales; Poaceae
Product: mitogen-activated protein kinase 10-like
Exons: 10
Coding region: 17-2194 (725 amino acids)
Biological process (GO): intracellular signal transduction; protein phosphorylation
Cellular component (GO): cytoplasm; nucleus
Molecular function (GO): MAP kinase activity; ATP binding
Source: RefSeq, a predicted model, not a curated record